Molecule: messenger RNA, 3390 nt
Organism: Grosmannia clavigera kw1407
Lineage: Eukaryota; Fungi; Ascomycota; Sordariomycetes; Ophiostomatales; Ophiostomataceae
Product: aspartic-type endopeptidase
Exons: 5
Coding region: 1-3390 (1129 amino acids)
Biological process (GO): proteolysis; amino acid transmembrane transport
Cellular component (GO): endoplasmic reticulum
Molecular function (GO): amino acid transmembrane transporter activity; aspartic-type endopeptidase activity
Source: RefSeq, a predicted model, not a curated record
AUGUUGGGCACUGUAGUACUCCUGCAGUUGAUCCUCUGGACGACAGCUACUCACGCAUUUUACCCGUGGUUUCCGGCUUGGGUCUGUGAAAAAGACGACAGUAUCUGCAACUCUAGCGAUUCUCCCGAGGAUGUCGCAAAGACAACGCGGGAUGUCUCUCCUCUGGCCGAGGGGUUGACCCUAAAACUGAGCCGAAGGAGACACGGUAUAGACAUGCCGCUUGGGGCCAGAGUAGCACGCCAAGCCGAGAGAUUCGCGAGGAGACAUGCGGCUGCGGCCACGACGCCGCCUGCCACCGCAACGGCCGAGCUGGCCAAGCGCGCCAACACAUUCGCAGUCGUCACAGCGGCCACGCCCGCAGCCAGCAACGCAGUGGGCAUCGACCAGGACGGCACGGACUUCUCGUACUUUGUGCAGGCCACGCUCGGCUCCAACAAGACACCCAUGUACAUGCUGCUGGACUCGGGGGCCGGGACGACAUGGGUGAUGGGCACGGACUGCACGUCGAGCGCCUGCGCGCUGCACAACUCGUUUGGAGCGGCCAACUCGAGCUCGCUAAAGAAGACGGGCAACAGCUUUUCGAUCGCGUACGGCUCGGGCACGGUGGCGGGCAAUCUGGCCAACGACGACAUCACGGUGGCGGGCAUCUCGGUCAACAUGAUGUUCGGGCUCGCCAACAAGACGUCCAACGACUUUUCACACUUUCCGUUUGACGGCAUUCUCGGGCUCAGCCUGAGCAAGGGCGUGACGAACAAUUUCUGGCAGGUGGUGAUGGACGGCAAGCUCGUGGACUCGAACAUCUUUGGGAUUUCGAUCUGGCGCGACUCGGACGGCGGCAGCAACAACGGCGAGCUGACGAUUGGCACCACGGACAGCAGCCAGUACACGGGCAACAUUGGCUACACGGCCGUAGACUCGAGCGCGAACGGCGACUGGGCAAUCGCGAUGGGCAACAUCGGUUUUGACGGCAGCCUUGCGGGCGUGACAGACCGGCUGGCCUACAUCGACACGGGAACGACGUACAUGUUUGGGCCGAAAGACGACGUGGCGGCGCUGCACGCGCUGAUCCCGGGGGCGUCGACCAGCGAUGGCGGCACAACAUACACGGCACCGUGCAACACAGACCUGCCGCUCACAGUGGUGUUUUCGGGCGUUUCGUACAACAUCUCGUCGGAGGACUGGCUGUCGAGCGGCAGCAGCGGCAACUGCACAAGCAACGUGUACGGCCGCGAGGUGGUGUCGGGUGCGUGGCUGUUUGGCGACCUGUUCCUCAAGAACGUCUACACCGUCUUUGACGUUGACAAGACUCGCAUUGUCGAGCUCAAAGGCGUCCUCGACAGCCAGCAGCACGUCGGGAAGUACGGUGUCAUCGACUUUGGCAGGAAGUGGUGCGACAUCGUCUUCUGGGAGCAAGGCAACAGCGACAGCGGUGGCGGAAUCUACGACGGCCCCGACGACGCAGAAGACGUCUUCGCCUGCGAGUCGGUUGGAGGGAAGCAAGGUCGCCACAGUGGCAUGCACAAAGGGGACAAAGGGACAGAUUGUCAGGCGGCUGUUUUGGGGAGCGACAUGGCAGGGGCACAGCGGUUGUCAGCGGGGGAUGGCGAGGAGAGCGUGGGCCUGCUGGCAUCGGGACCCGGGGGAGACGAGGGUUUGGCGAUGCAGCCGGGCAGCAGCGACGAUUCGGUGAAGCGGGCGGGCAGCGUUGGACUGGGGCUGGGGCUAGUGACGACGGAGAUCGGCGGGCUGUCAUCGCUGCGAUCGCCGCUGACGCCGCGGACGCCAAACCGGGUACGAUUUGACCUGACGCCACAGGUGGCGGACUUUCCGGUGCGUCUGGGCGACAGCUGGCCGGCGGACGGGCGGCGGAGCCAGGACAGCAGCGGCAGCGAGGGGUAUGGCGGGCGUGACAGCUUUGACGUGGACGUGGGGGCGGAAGAGGCGGCGCGCCAGCACCGGCUGCCGCUGUUGACGGGCAUGGAGGCGCCGACGGUGGCGACAGCACGAACGGGCAGUUUUCUGGGGGGCGAUGACGGCGACGACGGCGACGACGACAGAGCCGGCGGCGAUCCCGAGCUCUGGGCGGCCCAGGAACGGCGGCGGCCCAAGUCCGGACUCGGCAGCGCGUUUAUGAACAUGGCCAACAGCAUCAUCGGGGCCGGGAUCAUCGGACAGCCGUACGCGUUGCGGCAGGCCGGACUGGCGUCUGGCGUGGUGCUGCUCGUGGCGCUCACGGCCGUCGUCGACUGGACCAUCCGGCUGAUCGUCGUCAACAGCAAGCUCAGCGGCGCCAGCAGCUUCCAGGGCACCGUCGAGCACUGCUUUGGCCGGCCCGGACUCGUGGCCAUCAGCCUUGCCCAGUGGGUCUUUGCCUUUGGCGGCAUGGUCGCCUUUGGCGUCAUUGUCGGCGACAGCAUCCCCCACGUGCUGCUCGCCAUCUGGCCCGCCCUGCGCGAUGCCCCCGUCGUCGGUCUGCUGGCUGACCGUCGCGUCGUCAUCGCUCUCUGCCUCGGCACCGUCUCCUAUCCUCUCACGCUCUACCGCGACAUCGCCAAGCUGGCCAAGGCCAGCACCUUUGCCCUCGUCAGCAUGUCCGUCAUCAUCGUCACCGUGCUCGUCCAGGGCGCCCUGGUACCUGCCCAGGACCGCGGCUCCUUCAGCCGGCCGCUGCUGACCGUCAAUACCGGCAUCUUUCAGGCCAUCGGCGUGAUCUCGUUUGCCUUUGUCUGCCACCACAACUCCCUCCUCAUCUACGGCUCCCUCAAGACGCCGACGAUCGACCGGUUCGCCCGCGUGACCCACGUGUCCACGGGUGUCUCCAUGGUAGCCUGUCUGAUCAUGGCCCUGGCCGGCUUCCUCACCUUUGGCGACCGCACGCUUGGCAACGUGCUUAACAACUUCCCAGCCGACAACACGAUGGUCAACGUGGCCCGUCUCUGCUUCGGGCUCAACAUGCUGACGACGCUGCCGCUCGAGGCCUUUGUCUGCCGCGAGGUCAUGUUCAACUACUUCUUUCCGGGCGCGCCCUUCAACAUGCGCCUGCACAUCCUCGUCAGCACCGGCCUCGUCGCCGCCGCCAUGGGCCUCAGCCUCGUCACCUGCGACCUCGGCGCCAUCUUCGAGCUGGUCGGCGCCACCAGUGCCUGUGCUAUGGCCUACAUUCUGCCGCCGCUGUGCUACAUCAAGCUGACGACCCGCAGCUGGCGCACCUACAUGGCCGCAGCCAUUGUCGUCUUUGGCUGCUCUGUCAUGGGCAUCAGUCUGCUGCAGGCCCUGCAUAAGAUCAUCAAGGGUAGGCUUGGCCCCCGUCUGCUUAUCGUUCUGUCACGCUCGUCAAUUGUCCACCCUGCUAACCGCUCAGGCGAAGGAGGCACGGCCCAGUGCCGGUAA